Molecule: messenger RNA, 756 nt
Organism: Neocloeon triangulifer
Lineage: Eukaryota; Metazoa; Arthropoda; Insecta; Ephemeroptera; Baetidae
Exons: 3
Coding region: 193-588 (131 amino acids)
Molecular function (GO): RNA binding
Source: RefSeq, a predicted model, not a curated record
AUCAGCCGAAUUUCGCUGGGCAAAGCUGAAUUCGCACAGGGUGAGCUGAUUUGUGCUCACUCGAGUCUUCCGUGGCCGAAUUUUGCUCGGAAGUCACGGCCGAUUUUUGCAACCUUGACAAUCUCCUCGGGCGUCGCUUGCAGAAUUCGCAAACUGGCGAUAAAAAGUGAAGAUUGAAUUCAUUCGAGCAAAAUGCAGGAGGAGCCGGAAAAAAUCCCUCUUACCAAGAAAGGUCCAAAUUUGAAGAAACGAGCCGAGAAAGCUGCAGCCAAGGAGAGGCCGAAAGUAGACCCUGACUGGAGAUUGUACCUGAGGUUUCCUCACAAAAUCCCCGAGUACACCAUCAUCAAAGAAAUGCACCCGUUGAUCACAAAUGUAUCCCUGCCAAGACAAAAAAGCGCACGAUUCUGUUUUUUGGAGUUUGAAAGCGAGUCAGACGCACAACGAGCGUUGAAAGAACUGCAGGACUACAAAACUACCAAUGGAAAAAAGUUGUUCAUGAGCCUUGGCCGAAAGGCUGAAGACGACGAAGGAAAACUCAAAUUCCGAAUCCAAAAGACAGGACGAAAAAAUGUGUCAGUCAAGUAAAAAGAGACUGAAUUGUGGACACUUAUAACUAUGUACAUUUUUCUGCUUAUUAUCAUUAAAAAAGAGAAAAAUUACUUUCACAUUGUACUUUAAAUUUUGAAAUUAUAUUUUAAAAUAGAUGUCUAUUUUUUUUUUAAUAAAUUUGCACUCCAGCAAUUAUGAGGUUGA